AUUUACGAUUAUGAGAACAUGACAUGUCUAGAAACUGUACACGUAGGUUGGCGAACGGCUGGUGGUUUGGACGAUAUGGCAAUUGCACCUAGUUUUAACCAACUUGUUGGAGCCAGUAUCUCUAACUCCCUUGUGAGCACUUAUGUGGUGGACAUCAAAUCAUGCGUCCCUUUCACGGAAAACGACCAGACUGGCAACGAUUUGCCGACGGACAAACCAGUGUCCGAUUCUCAUUCAGAUCCAGUUCAGGUAACUCCCACCGAUGACCCGGCACACCGAGUAAACCAGCAGUCUAACGGCGAACGUCCAUACACGCGUUGUGGUUCAUCCAACACGGCACAGAACGCACGGAACCGGAAAAGUUUUUGCCUCAGCGCGGAUGACAAUCGACGAAAUAUUCUGCAGGAAGAUCCCACUGAUCCCGAUUCUCAGGUGCCGUAUAAACCUACCGCCGAGGAUCAGAAUGAAAUGAACACCGUGGCCGAUAUCACAGAUCCUGAAGAAUAUGACCGGGUGUUCAAACCCCACCGAACUGUUCCGCGCAGUCCCACGCGUCUUAAUGCGGCAACCAAUGCUACCUCCUCUCCAGUUGCUCCUCCUACAACCAACGCGCGCCGUCCCAGCCCUCCCACCGCCCAGUCCCAACCUCAGCCACCAGCACCACUCUCCGCUCGCCCUACACAACCUUCGGUUGAACGGGUUCGUACUGUCGCACAACCUGCAGUCAGUUUAAAUGAACAACGUGUACCGGAUGAGGUCCCAUUCUCGCCACCUUCGGAGCAGGAACAUUCCAGACGAUCUGCUCCGACUCCUGUGAAUAAAUCAAAGCGACCUCCCUCAGAAUCUGAUCGGCCGGGCAUCUCCGAAACGGAACAAUUGAUUGCCAAAUUCGCUCCGAGUACAGAUAAUUCCCGACUUCAGUCCGCUGUGUCCGCAGCUCGUGGUGCUCCCGUCACAACUGAGCCAACCGAGUUCGAAUGGCUCAUGCGAGCUCGCCGACCGCAUGGUCCAUUUAUGUCCGUUAUGUCUGCACGGUUGAAAGCUCUGUCCACAGUUCGCGUCAUGUGGACCAGGGACAACACACGAACCGCCGUGGAGACUGCGCUCACCCUGAACGAACCGGCUGUUCUAAUCGAUUUGCUCAGUGUACUUGCCCAGAACGAAAAACUGUGGAAUUUGGACCUGUGUCAUGCACUUCUUCCACAUUUGGCCGAGUCGGUACGGAGCAAGUACACUACGCACGUUGAAACUACGUGUCAAGCGUUGCGAGUCAUCUUGAAAAAUUUCGCCCAAUUGAUACGUCAGACCUUAGAUGGACCACCUCUACCGGGAGUGGAUUUGAUGCGUGAAGAACGACAGCGCAAAUGUCGUGAUUGUCUCGAUCAUUUGCUUGCUAUCCGUUCCGCACUGGAUGCGAAGGAGGUGGCUAGUAAGGCUGGAAGAUACGGACGAGAGCUUCUGGUUCUCUUCGAACUGCUCGUUUAA
Echinostoma caproni is the source of this 1485-nucleotide messenger RNA. NCBI's taxonomy places the organism in Eukaryota, Metazoa, Platyhelminthes, Trematoda, Plagiorchiida, Echinostomatidae. The record is from the annotation of a GenBank genome assembly.